Messenger RNA from Candidula unifasciata, 960 nucleotides. NCBI's taxonomy places the organism in Eukaryota, Metazoa, Mollusca, Gastropoda, Stylommatophora, Geomitridae. The record is from the annotation of a GenBank genome assembly.
AUGAAGAUUUUCUUACGAAACGUUAACUGUUUACAUAUAUUCAGUAUGUCCAGAAACUGCUGUCUCCUCAUGCUCUUUUUGAUGGCCACGACUUCAGACUUAGUCCAAGGACAGCUGCCAUACUCCUCCAACCCUCCAGCCUACGAGAUACCUCCGCUUGGGGUCAUCCACGAGUACCAGAGGCAGCUGGAGGACGACAUUUACGCUGUUGAGAGGAAAGCUGAAUCUCUUGCCCAUCGCGAAUGCGUUUCUGGUGAAGAAAACUUCCUGUUCUGCCCUCUAACCCUGAAUAUCUUCGACUUCACUACUUGCAUCAUCAACCCUCAAACCGCCCAAGGAGCUGAUGCCCUUACUCGAGGUAUCAAGUUCCCCUCAAGUGCCUUUUCCUCAACGCCAUCCGUGGCUGUUGGCAUCUCGGGGAUUGGAACCGGACCCACUUGUGGCGUGAAGGUGGAAGCCACAGAUGUGUAUGCCAGCGGGUUCAACAUCCAGAUAACUGGAGGUUUCCUCUUGUACCCAUUCUCCUUGAAGGUGACAUGGAUAGCUUGCCCAACCAGACAACCAUUGAACACCACCGUGAGAGAUUUUACACCUAAAAAAGGCGUGCCUCCUCCGCCAUAUUUCCCUAUUAGCUAUGGCCCCGUGUCAUCUAACAGAGCCGGGAAGAACACCUCAUACAACAAUAAUAACCUCAUCUAUGCCGACAACCAGCCUCGAUACGAUGGAUCUAAAUCAGGUUACGAGGAAAGCUCUCUGCCUGUAGAUGAGGAUUCAGAAGACGAAGAGACAACCUCAUCAAAAUCCUCUUCAUUCACUUCUGAAGCAACAGCCUCCACCACAGCAACUUCCUCAACUUACAAGACAUCCACAACAAAACACGAGGGCGGUGAAUCUAAAACCAAAACUACAACACCUGGCGAUGAUUCUGCAGGGUCUGCUGACUCGACGACAGAAGCUUAG